AUGUACAGAACAGCUUUACCCCUUCUUACCCUCCUCGUGUAUGCCGCCCUCAAUUUCACCCAAGCAGUGACCAGGCAGAGAAAUUUAUUUAUAACCCCAGUGCGUAAUAAAGUAGACACGUAUAAAACGUACUAUGGGUCGCCCAUAAGCGUGAAGAGGGGGGCCACAUGGAGGAAAACCACCGAGCCAAUUCCCCGUAGGAACGUUAAUGUCCUAUAUGACAGAGUCAAAGAUAGCCACGCUGUAAAGGAAAGAGAAAGUGAUACAAUCGAAAUGAACGGAGUAGUAGACCAAUGUCUGGCCAACACUAACUUUGUGGUUCGAAUUCCAAAUGGAGAGACCUUCUUAUGUUUCAUCUCAGGAAAAUUGAGAAUCAAUAAGGUGAAAAUUAACCUGGGGGAUAUGGUCAAAAUACAAAUACAUAAGUUGAACUUUGAGAAGCGCAGAGGGAAAAUUGUGUUUAGGUAUUUGCAGCACGCCGCCCUGGGGGGGAAGAAGUGCUGA
Messenger RNA from Plasmodium inui San Antonio 1, 504 nucleotides. Its product is annotated as translation initiation factor 1A. Gene Ontology annotation, cellular component: cytosol. Gene Ontology annotation, molecular function: RNA binding; ribosome binding; translation initiation factor activity. NCBI's taxonomy places the organism in Eukaryota, Apicomplexa, Aconoidasida, Haemosporida, Plasmodiidae. The record is from RefSeq and is a predicted model, not a curated record. Bases 1 to 504 code for a protein of 167 amino acids. Gene Ontology annotation, biological process: translational initiation. The transcript has a single exon.